AGAAUGGAACCGGGGUUUUUAUAAUCCAAAACUUGAAUAAAACACCAGACUAGUGAAAAUGAAGGUUUCCAGGUCUCUGAUCUUUUUUAUGAGUUUCUUCCUUCCAGAGUUUAUUGUUCAGACUCUGAAAACAGAAACCUGGAGGUUUCCAAAAAACAUCAGAUCUCUCAACCCUGGGCUUGAGUCCCAAAACUUCCAAGAUCCAAAAAUUCCUAAUUUCAACGAGGAUAUUUCUGAGAACAACAAGAAGAGUUUACGAAGCCCUAAGAGGAAAACUGUUAGGAGAAUAAGCUUUCCUGAGGAAAAAAGAGCUGACACUGGUUGGCGUUGGGGUAAAAGUAUUUCCAAUACUUUACUUUCCAAUACUUUACAGGAUCUUGAUAUAUUAGUAUCAAAUGUAUUUAUGGGGUUUCUGAAACCCUUGAGUAAAGAAGAGGUGGCGCACAAGAGAGGAAUUCGAUUUCCAGAUCCAGGUGCUUUCGGAAAGAAAAGUUUCAGCAAGCUUCAUCUUCCUAGAAAACAGGGAAACAUUAAGGUUCUUGGAUACAGAAACGAGGACUAUUUAGAACCUCCAGGAUAUUCUGAGAGCGGAAACCAGUAUCCGACUCCAAGUUUUAGUGAAGUAAACAAAAACCUGCAGUACAACGAGGAACCCCAGCAUCAGUUACUGACUGUUCCUGAAAUAUUACACUAUUAUACCCUGGAAGAUGCAAUUUUACCUUCAGAUCUAACUAAUCAACCAUCAUUCCAACCUAGUUAUACAGCAAAUCAUGAUAUCUACACUGCAAAUCAGGAUAGCUACACUGCAAAUCAGGAUAGCUACACUGCAAAUCAGGAUAGCUACACGACAAAUCUUGAUAGUUACGCAACAAAUCUUGAUACCUACACAUCAAACCUUGAUAGCUACACAUCUAACCUUGAUAGCUCCACAUCAAACCUCGAUAGCUCCACAUCAAACCUUGAUAGCUACACAUCAAAUGAUCAUAGUUACACAACAAACGCACACUACGACUCUGAGGCUAAUUCCCUUACUAACGAUGCAAGUUACCAAACAAUUGUUUCAAGUUACCCUAAAGAUGAAGAAAAAUUACCUCCUAUAACUAUAGUUUACCCUGAAAAGGUUGAGGAAUAUGGCCAAGAUUACUUAGCAACUGGUUCCAGCUUUUUUAAGAAUGGUAUUUCAAAUAAUAAUCCUUCAACAGUUACAAGUUUUCCUGCAGCAAAUGAUGUCAGUUUGACUAACUCUGCUAGCUAUCUACCGGAGGAUGCCAGUAACUUUGAUCUCAUUCGGUCAAAAGUUCAGCCCGAGAACCAAAGUGAAGGACAACAUGAGGAAGUGCUUGAUUUCAACCAGAAGAACACCGAGAACGUCUACAACCCAACAGGGGACAACUACAACAUUGUGUUUAUCGACAUCAGCAACAACAUCAAAAGUGAGUCCUUGCUGAAGAAAGAAUGGAGGGAAGGAAGAAUAGAAUCAGAAAAGGGUUCUAAAGGUCUACAGAGUCUACAAGUUUACGAAGUAGAUACCUAUGGCAGUCCUAUUGGCGAUAUCAUUACAAGCUUUACUCCAGACCAAGAAAGUAAAGAACCUUUCAGUAUUCAACCUGCAUCUGGAAGUCAGCCCAUAUCUAGUAUUCAGACGGUAUCCAGUAGUCAGCCUGUAUCUAGUAUUCAACCUCCAUCUGGAAUAUUCAGUUCAUCUAAUUUACCAGUCGAGAUACCCUCCUCAUCAUCUUUUUCCUCCAGUCCUUCAGCUGCAAUAUCCAGUAUACCUUCUUCAAUAGCCAACAUUGCUCCUUCAAUAUCCAACAUUGCUCCAUCAAUAUCCAACAAUCCCUUUUCUAUAUCCAAUACCCAUCCAUAUCCUUCAAGUAACCUAGUGUUUCCUUCUUUGCAUCCGGAAAUGAGUGUUUCCGAAAAUUUUCCAGUUUUUGAUGAAUUUUUCACCCCUGAAUUAAUAAAUAUCCUCCCUGGCGCUCAGGGGUUUACUACUCCGGUUCCCGAGGGGGAAGAGUACACCCCGUUCAAGUUCCCUGAAGUAACAACAUACACCCCUGAGGAAACUGUUCCUUCAACACAGAGCAUUGUUUUCCCAGAGAAUCCUGGAAACCAGGAGAGCCUUGAACAUUAUCCUGAAGAUGACGAAUUACUGGCUGUUAAAGGAGAGAAGCUUAAAACUGUUAUCGGGAACAGUAUAUUUUAUGGAGACACGUAUAGCUUUAUCAAUAAAAACUGAAAAAGGGGGUGGGGUGUACCAGCAGUGAGAGAGAACAAUUUGUGUAAAAAAAUAAUCUAAUUUUUUCCUGUGCUUGGAAACUGCAAACAAUAUAUUUAGAGAAGUCCAAUCUAGUCUUGUUAGAAAUGAUGAAUCUGCAGGGGCGGAUACAGGAACACACCAGGGGUCACCCAACUCAGACAUUUUCUCUCCAUUUUUCGUAGAUUUUCCGGGGGUGAGCUAUUACUUCAAUGCUCACCCCUGUAUCCGCCCCCUGACCAAUAAGUAAAGAAUACAAAACUGUAAAAACUGUAUUUUUAUGACGUAGUAAAUACCGUGUUUUGUUAUUUUAGUAAUUUUAAUUAAAAUUGUUGAAACUUGUUAUUUAAUUUCUUGUUAAUUUCAUUCAAAAGUUCUUGAUUCAGUAUUAUCUAUUAUAACCUGUGAUAAAAAUCAGAUAAUUAUUUAUAACUAU
This is a messenger RNA of Eurytemora carolleeae, 2693 nucleotides long. RefSeq lists its product as uncharacterized. Bases 59 to 2239 code for a protein of 726 amino acids. The transcript is spliced from 14 exons. NCBI's taxonomy places the organism in Eukaryota, Metazoa, Arthropoda, Copepoda, Calanoida, Temoridae. The record is from RefSeq and is a predicted model, not a curated record.